ACGAUCGGCAGCCAUACGCAUACAUACGUUCUCUAUCGUUUCCUGUUGUAUAUUUACGUGACGUGGGUCUCACUGAUUGACUGACUGUGCCGGUAGUAUUCACAUCGAGUAACAUUGGGAAGGAUUAUUGCAAGGAUCCGUAUUAGAGUUGAUUUAUUUUAUUGAUAUAAUAUAAUUAUCAUCAUCAUGUUGCAAUCAGUAUUUGAAGAUGUACGGCGAAUGAAUAAAAGACAGUUCAUGUAUCAAGUGCUCAGCUUUGGCAUGAUCGUGUCCUCGGCCUUAAUGAUAUGGAAAGGUUUAAUGGUUGCAACGGGUAGCGAAAGUCCCAUUGUUGUUGUUUUAAGCGGUAGUAUGGAACCAGCAUUUCAUAGAGGUGAUUUAUUAUUUUUAACUAAUCAUCAAAAUGAAUCUAUGAGAGUAGGAGAAAUUGUUGUUUUCAAAGUGGUAGGUAGAGAAAUACCGAUAGUCCAUAGGGUUUUGAAACUUCAUGAGAAGGGAGACCAGAACAAUACUGUUAAAUUUUUAACAAAAGGUGAUAACAAUUCUGUCGAUGACAGAGGCUUAUACGCCCAGGGACAAUUAUGGCUUACACAUAAAGACGUUGUAGGUAGAGCAAGAGGAUUCUUACCAUACGUAGGUAUGGUUACUAUUUAUAUGAAUGAAUAUCCAAAAUUUAAAUAUGCCGUUCUAUCGUGUUUGGGUUUAUAUGUUUUGAUUCACAGAGAAUAAGAAUAACUUUUUAUAGAAAAUUAAUACAAUAGACUGUCAUUUGUCAUUUAAUCUAAAUAUGUAAUGGUAUUAGAUGACAAUGAAUUGAUUAAAACAUUUGUACGGGGGUUAUUUGAAUGUAUUUCAUACCCUUUCAAUUGUAUACUGUUCACAUAUAUUUUCUUCUAUAAAAAAAAAAUAAAAAAAAAAAAAGAUGUAUCGCUUUGUUAAAAUAUUGACAAUUUGUGACAGUGAUAAAUAAUAAUUGAAAGAGUACGAAGGCAGACACUCCAGUACUUUUAUAUUGUGCCACAAAAUGAACAGUUUUUCGGCUAUUGGCAAAAUCAUAUAGAAAAAAAAUAGUUGGAUUUUUAUGUGCGUACACGACCUUUGUGUUUACAAUAAAAAAAACAAAAAAUAAA
This is a messenger RNA of Vespa mandarinia (Asian giant hornet), 1130 nucleotides long. It is a transcript of the gene twr, whose product is annotated as signal peptidase complex catalytic subunit SEC11 homolog C twr. The record is from RefSeq and is a predicted model, not a curated record. Gene Ontology annotation, cellular component: signal peptidase complex; membrane. Lineage: Eukaryota; Metazoa; Arthropoda; Insecta; Hymenoptera; Vespidae. Gene Ontology annotation, molecular function: serine-type endopeptidase activity.